AGUCACCCAUAUGUGACUGUGCAGAAUUUGAGCAGUGUUGUUGUGGCCAUGUCAGUCCAAGGAUAUUCACGGUGGGUGAGAUAUCUUUUACUGGACCAACUUCUGCUGGGGAGAGAAACAAGCUUUCGAGCCUGUCUAUUCCAAGCCCUGCUGCUGGUUUGGUCCAGUAGCUGCCAAGGGGAGAGAAUCCGGCGCUGGGAUCUCUGCGGUUGAUUGCUGCCUCCAGACUGGACCCAAUUGCAGCUAGAGAGGAACUGGUCAGAGCCCAGCGCCCACACCCCAGCGUUCAUCGGUCUCGGUGAGAGAGGAGAGGUGACAAAAAGCGUGGAUGCCAUGGAUUCGGAGCAGCCGCUCAAUGGAAAACAAGGUGACCUGCCUCACCUCAAACACAGGAAACUAGUUGGGUGGAAAGUCCUGCUGAUUGUCGGUGUUGCACUCGCAAUCAUUGUUAUGAUUGUUGCUGUUCCCAUGAUAUUUUUGCCCGUGAAAUCUCCACCCGAAUCCAAGCUGCUUCAUGUCUCCACCCCAGCCCAGCUAAAUGCAAAACGCCCUACUGCCUGCUGCCCGGAUGGCUGGGUCGGGUUUCGAGGGAAAUGCUAUUAUUUCUCUGAUACCGAGGGGAUCUGGGACUCCAGCCAGAGCCUCUGCUCUUCACUCAAUGCCUCCCUGGCUGAGAUCAACACCCAGAAAGACCUGAACUUUAUUAUGCGAUAUAAAGGCGUCUCUGUCUGGAUUGGCCUGAAGCGAGUAUCGGCGCAGACCUGGCAAUGGGUGAAUGGCGAACAGUUCAACAAUCGUGAGUUUAUGGUAAGAGGAGAAGGCGACUGCGCGUACCUGAGUGAUGACUUUGCCACUUCGUCGUGGUGCUCCACGAAGCGCUACUGGAUCUGCAGCAAACCGAACAGGAUGCGAAAAGAGGACUCGAUGCCAGGGGACUGAAGGGCGAAGCCUGGGGAAACGCCUCCGGCCCAGCUGCCUGACACUCCAAAAAUCACUCAGAAGAUCCUUGAUAGAGCUUGACAGUUUAUUUUUUUUAAUAUGCCUCUCUUCUAAUUUUCUCUGUGUUGUGGCCCCUGUAUAACCUUCCUGGUUGUGUAUUAAGACCUGGUCUACACUUAAAGCUUAAAACUCAC
Molecule: messenger RNA, 1133 nt
Organism: Dermochelys coriacea (leatherback sea turtle)
Lineage: Eukaryota; Metazoa; Chordata; Testudines; Dermochelyidae
Product: C-type lectin domain family 2 member B-like
Source: RefSeq, a predicted model, not a curated record